UUGCGAUGCUCGGCCCAACAACCCACGACCCACGGCAGAAGCAAAGACCAGGAAUUUUGGGAUAGCGCGUUAAGUCUCGCGACAUUUGUGUACAUAGCAGGCAUAGUAGCAAGCCAACAAGCCUCACAAGGUCAGCGGGACGUGCACGAGCUGCCGCUGCCAGCCAUCCUGUGGUGACCCGAGCAGAGCGCCUCCUGAGAUGGCCAGAGGAAGCCGCAGCCGUUCCUCAGCUCCAGCCAGCCCAGCUCCAUCCCAUGCUCCGGCUCCCACUCAUUCACCUCCUGCCGCCCUGGCCCCGGCUCCAGCUCAGUCCCAGGGGCCGGGCCUCAUGGCCCAGAUGGCUACCACAGCUGCUGGGGUGGCAGUAGGCUCAGCUGUGGGCCACGUCGUUGGCAACGCCCUCACAGGAGCGUUUAGUGGGGGCAGCAGCAGUUCAGAGCCAGCCAAGCCUUCAUACCAGGAGCCCCCCCGGCCUGCUCCAGGCCAGCCAGGCCCCUGUCACUUUGAGGUCAAACAAUUCCUGGACUGUGCCACCAACCAGACUGACCUGAGUUUAUGUGAGGGCUUCAAUGAAGCUCUCAAACAGUGCAAGUACUCCCACGGUGUGACAUCACUGGUGUGAAGGACGAGUGUCAGCUGUCAUGGACAUAUUUCAAUAAUGAAACAUACUGUAGACAUGUUGUAGACACCACAUAACCUCAGGCAGUGAGCAUGUUGGGUUUUGUUUUUGUCAGUUGAUGACUGUAAAGUAUGAAAUGUUUUUGGCAAUGUACAGUGAUAAACCUUUAAUAAAUAGCUGCUAUCUACUUGCA
This is a messenger RNA of Siniperca chuatsi (mandarin fish), 812 nucleotides long. It is a transcript of the gene chchd10, whose product is annotated as coiled-coil-helix-coiled-coil-helix domain containing 10. Gene Ontology annotation, biological process: mitochondrion organization. The coding region runs from base 200 to 622 and encodes 140 amino acids. The transcript has 4 exons. The record is from RefSeq and is a predicted model, not a curated record. Gene Ontology annotation, cellular component: mitochondrion; nucleus. NCBI's taxonomy places the organism in Eukaryota, Metazoa, Chordata, Actinopteri, Centrarchiformes, Sinipercidae.